AUGGGAAGCGGUUCACAGUGCCACAUUCGACACUUGCAGGAAGCGCUACCUGCAAGCUGGACUCCGCUUCCACCGGUCUCAUCUCUCGUCCCAACCCUGCCUCCAAUCACCGCUUUAUCACGCAGCUCUUACCGCCGGCGUAUCUCGCUCGCCCUAUCGUCAUCGUCGCCGCCGUCCUCACACUCUAUCUCUUCGGCAUCUGGGUCGAGUCCGUCAUUAUCCAGGUCCUGGUCUGGACACUCAAGUCCUCAGAACGAACCUCAAAGUCCAUGUGAAGGUCAGCCUCUCCUCUCUUCAACACGAAACAUGACCAUGGCUGCCUCGCACUCAUCUGCUCAUCGCGGCGCUUCAUCUGUCGUGCCGCAUGCACACCACCAUCACUCGCCUACCGACAUGUAUGGUCACUCGUACCACCACCACGCUCCAUCACAGCAGCCUCGUCACGUUGAGGAUGGAUCUCAUUUGUGGGGAGACGGCAUGAAGGGCAUCUGGAACAGUCUCACUGGAGCGCCUCAUGGCAAGUCUCGCUCGCCUCGUCUAGCCACGUCAUCCACCAAAGGUGAACAUUUGGAACCUGCCCGUGCCUCUGAUGUUGAAGCUGCCACGUCCAUCUGGGACAUUCCGCGUGACACAGUUGCCAUGACCAUGGGUUUCCAGGGCAGCUAUGACGAUCAAGCUUUCCAGCAGCAUCAAGUUUGGCAGCAGCAGCAGCAGCCACCACAACAGCAGCAGCAGCAGCAGCAGCAGCAGACAACACCGUAUUCGGCCGAGCUACAGCCUUCCUACUCCAGCAUGCCUGCGCCAUCAGGGCUCGCAGGAGCCACAGCUUCAGACGUGACCAGAUCUCGCGGCAACUCAGACGUUGGUCUCAUCGGCGAUCGUCAUUACGCACGCGGCAGACCCAGCUAUCAACACGGUCGAUCUAAUGAAAACUUUGCCGAAGGUUCGCACGCCGGUCAGUGGUGGCCUGCCGCCGAAUCCCAUGCAGCCGCUGAGGAUGCUUCGAGUUACUACGGUAAUCGACGUCUGCAGCCUCCUCCGCUGCCCGAAACACGUUCCGCAUCUCGGCCCACCUGGUCCAACCCGAGCGGCUUUGAGAUCAGCGGCUACGAGUUCCCACAAUCCACGUUAGGCAAACGACAGUACGACGAGGAAGCCAUGGGCGGACCGACGCAGGGAAGCAUUGGCGACGCAGCGGACUCUGUUUCACGCAGAUACUCUCUAACAGCGAACGCGUCGUUCUCGAGGCCGUCGGCGCCUAUCAGCGGUAUUAUGAACGGCUACCGUCCUUCUCCUCACAGCGAUCCUCGCCGACCUUCGCUUCCAUCAGAUCAGUACACGGCUCCAGCGUCAUCAGGAACUGCCGCGACGCCGCGUGCUGCAUACUCAAACACACACUGGAGUCCAUGGAGUCAGACCACCACGCACGCUGGCGUUUCCGGCUCCAUGACCACCUCCAGCGCCUCCCCGAACAUGCCUGCUUGGCGCGAUCCUGCCGCAGCUGUACGAUACGGCAUCGAAUCCGGUGGCUACUCUUCUCCCAGCGGUCUUUCUGGCGGCAUCGACAAGCGUCAACAGCGUGAUCGUUCCUCCUCGUCGGCUUCCGCCGUCCAGCAGGCCAAUGUUCUCGCCAACACUCCCUUCCACAUCACCACCGACAUCGUUCUCCGCGCCCCCGCAGGUAGCAAGAUGGAAGACGUUUACUACGACCAGCACUGCGAGCUUCGUACCGGUAUGGCCGAUCCUCCCGCCUCGGAUUUUGAAGUGGAGAAUGAAGACGACCGUCCACGACGACAGACCGACAAGCUGCGUUUCCCUGGAGACCUCUACACUCCAAGAUGGGUUCGAGGCUCAGGUAACGCUCGUGAAGCCUGGUGCGACCGCUGUGAGAGCGGCAACUGGCUGCAGUUGAAGAACUCGCAGUACUGGUACGAUCAGGUACACAAGCACGGUAUAUCGUCAGUUUCCGGGUUGAGGUUCACUGCUCCGACGCAUCUCAAGGUGUACGCGGAUGCGGCGGGUACGGUCGAGGCAAAAUGUCACCAGUGCAAAGAGUGGGUAUUGAUCUGUACAGCCAAGAGGAGGAGGAAUUUUGCGGCGUUCUUCAAGCAUGCACAUGCUUGUCAUUCAUAUAGAAAAGCGAGCGCCGUGGGGAAUGGCCCGUAUGUCGAGCACAACCCGGGUGGUCACAGAAACAGUAAGAAGAGUGCAGGCGGCGAGUCGGCGUAA
Mycosarcoma maydis (corn smut) is the source of this 2229-nucleotide messenger RNA. RefSeq lists its product as uncharacterized. The transcript has a single exon. NCBI's taxonomy places the organism in Eukaryota, Fungi, Basidiomycota, Ustilaginomycetes, Ustilaginales. Bases 1 to 2229 code for a protein of 742 amino acids. The record is from RefSeq and is a predicted model, not a curated record.